Messenger RNA from Astyanax mexicanus (Mexican tetra), 1894 nucleotides. RefSeq names its product DnaJ (Hsp40) homolog, subfamily C, member 5 gamma b (gene dnajc5gb). The record is from RefSeq and is a predicted model, not a curated record. The transcript has 7 exons. Bases 210 to 890 code for a protein of 226 amino acids. NCBI's taxonomy places the organism in Eukaryota, Metazoa, Chordata, Actinopteri, Characiformes, Acestrorhamphidae.
CACACACUUCCUGGUCCAACCCUUUUUCUCGCCUUUUAGUUUCUUGACAGCGAGUUUAAAUACUGGAAAACCUUUUAGACAACGUUUUUCAGCUAAUAUACAAUGAAAUUGAAUACAUAAAAGUGUUCGGAUCUAGACCAACAUGAUUAAACCCUGAUCUGACGAAAAGACAGAAGUACAGAUCCUCUUAUUUCGAGAAGAAUUUGAAAAUGACUGAUCCAAAUAAGGCUUCACGCAAGCUAUCCACAUCUGGGGACAGCCUAUACAAGACAUUAGGAUUGGAGAAGGGAGCUUCAUCAGAAGAAAUUAAAAAGUCUUACAGGAAACUAGCACUGCGCUAUCAUCCAGACAAAAACCCAGACAACCCAGAAGCUGCUGAAAGGUUUAAAGAAAUCAACAAUGCCAACACCAUUCUUAACGAUGAGCACAAACGGCAGAUCUAUGAUGAAUAUGGCUCCAUGGGCCUCUAUAUUGCAGACCAGUUCGGGGAUGACAGUGUCAAAUACUACUUCCUCAUGUCAAAGUGUUGGUUCAAGACACUUGUAGUCUGCGGUAUGAUCUUUACUUGCUGCUGCUGCUUCUGCUGUUGCUGUUUCUGCUGUGGAAAGUGUGGAACAAAGGAGGAAGAGGAGUUUUAUAUCGAUCCGGAGCAGCUGGAAGCUCAAAUGUUUGAAGAGCAAAACACAGCCAAUGAACCGGCUAUUAUAGGGCAGCCUAUUCCCUCUUCAGCUCCUGGAAAUUCAGCAUCAAGCACUGUGAUUAUUGGCAUGCCAGUGCCUAGUCCAGACCCCAUGAGCUCAAAUGCAGGUGGAGACGAAACCAUUACCGUACAACCUGCUGCCUUCAUGGAGGUCAAUGAUCCUUUUGCCUAUGAGCGACUAAACUCAUGACCAGCAAAACACUGAUAUGUUUCCAUGUUUGAAUUGCUGUUGGUAAGGGGGAGCCCUGUAGUGACUGAUUGAUAUUUGAGGGGCUGGGAAUUGCACAUGAUCAUUGUGGAUUGUAAACGUUUGAUUUUAAUUCUGAAUGUAUUGCACAUUGUUUACAUGUAUUCUGAUUACCUUCACUGUGCCAGCUUCUCUAAGAUGAGAUGCCUUUAUUUAUGCAUGGUUGAGAGAUUUUUAGUGACAGUUCUAAGAAAUAGGCAUCUCCAACCAAAUGAAACAGGCUAAUGUUCCAUAUAGACUGACAAAAACCAAUGUAAGUUUAAUCUUAUGAACAGAUCAGAACCAGAGCUUGUUUCAAAUUAGUUAUUUAAAGGUUGAUGCAGAAAAAGUUAAUCUGGGUGAAUUAAAUAAUAAUUUAAAUAAGACUAAAUGCCAAAAAAGAAUAAAUAAUCUUAAACAACAUUGGCACUUACAUUGUAGUCAUAACUUGCCUUUUUUCAUUUAAAAGUCUUUACUGUGGGUCUUUUUACACAAUAUACACUGAUAACCAUUUGAACUAUAAAUGAAUAUAGGAGCACAAAGGUGUUUUUUUUUUCUUUUUUAUAAUGAAGCUGAUUUGUUGCCAAGCCUGAGACUGUACUGUGACAAAAAUGUGAGUAAAUAUUAGUUUUUGAUAUCUGUAUGUACAUAGGGGUUUAUAUUUUAUCUGGUUUCCUACAGAACACACUUUGAAGGAGUUUUUUUUUUUGUUAUAUUUAUAGGAAUUUUAAAUUCAGCAUUGAUUUUAAGGAAUAAACAAAAUUAUAUAAAAUAAAUUACAAUCGUAAUUACAGUGCUUUGGAAUAUUUAAGCAUAUUUUGAGUAUCGCAAGAAAGUUAUCAGUAACAUCAAGCAAACUUCUGAUAUCUGUUUAUAUUUUCAUGACCUGGGUGUCUGGAUGUAAGUACACCUAAUUCAGUUUUUGUUGCUAAAUGUGACACAAAAAUAAAUGAGACUGCAUAGCUUUA